Molecule: messenger RNA, 2238 nt
Organism: Ascochyta rabiei
Lineage: Eukaryota; Fungi; Ascomycota; Dothideomycetes; Pleosporales; Didymellaceae
Exons: 5
Coding region: 1-2238 (745 amino acids)
Biological process (GO): activation of GTPase activity
Molecular function (GO): GTPase activator activity
Source: RefSeq, a predicted model, not a curated record
AUGAGACCUGUCGCCGAAGCUGAGAAGCACUGGCAUCAGCUUGACGAUUUCCACUCUCUUACCGACCUCAAGAUCCAUGUGUCCUCGCACAAAAAACCGCAGAUAACUGCAGGCCUUCGGUCGGUCUGCUGGAAAAUCUUCCUGCUAUUCAAAACCCUCGAUCGAUCGUCAUGGCCAAACCACCUCGCCGAUUCCCGUAAGACCUACGACUCGCUGCGCGCACACUAUCUGCGCGCCAUCGAACAUCCUGAUGAAAUCGAAUCAUCGGUAGACCCCCUGAGCGACAAUGACGAGUCACCAUGGUCAGCCCUGCGAGCCGACGAAGCCCUUCGCGCAGAGAUCUUUCAAGACAUCGAGCGAUGCAUGCCAGAUAACGUCUACUUUCGCCAGCCUGCGACACAAAACAUGAUGCUGGACAUACUCUUCGUGUGGUGUAAGAUGCAUCCAAGUAUUGGCUACAGACAGGGCAUGCACGAGGUGCUAGCACCACUGCUCUGGGUUGUUGAAAGAGACGCUGUGAAUCUGAGUGCAAAGGGUUCUGUCGACCAGACUUUGGCAGAUAUGCUCGACUCAACGUACAUCGAACACGAUACACACACCCUGUUCGCCCUCAUCAUGCAAACCGCAAAAUCCUUCUUUGCGCCAGCAGACCCUACAUCCUCUUCCAGAGAAACGCCGAUGCUCGCUCGAAGUUCGAGGAUAUUCGAUGUCUAUCUACCCAAGGCCGAUCCAGAACUGCAUGCCCAUCUGACAAAGCUGGAUAUUGUUCCUCAGAUUUUUCUUCUACGAUGGAUACGCCUUCUUUUCGGACGCGAGUUCGAUCUGGAUUCUGUCUUCGACAUGUGGGAUGCUCUCUUCGCCAUCGAUGCGUCGCUGGAGCUGGUUGACAUGAUCUCUAUAGCGAUGCUCCUUCGGAUCCGUUGGGAGCUGAUUGCAGCAGAAACGAACGAAGCCUUUGCCCUACUGCUACGCUACCCAGAAGCAGGCGCACCAGCUUAUACCUUUAUCAAAGACGCACUAUACUUGCGUGAUCACCUCACACCGCAGGGCGGAGCUGAGAUCAUCACACGUUAUGGCAAACAAGCACCAUCGAUUGAGGCAGAACCGGCUGCAAGUAUCCGUGUACCUUCACCCGCGCUAUCGUUUGCUUCUAGUCGCACUAGACAAAGCGUCGGCUCUCCCAAAAGUUUCCUAGGCCCCCAGGGAGCGGGACUAGAGGCGGUGCUUCAGGGUGCUGCAAAGAACGUUCUUGAACGCGGCUCACAGUGGGGCGUUGGGAGAGCACUUCGAGACGCCGUUGGUGAGGUGCGAAAGAAUGUGGAGGCUUACCAGAGCGGAGCCGUUUCUGGACAAACAACGCCGAGAUCUGGGGGAAGAGAGUUCCGAGCACCGGGCUUGCUCAACACUGCCGCAGCCAGUCAGCGCCCCGGGUUAGAUCGAACGCACUCUGCCAAUGCGCUGAAGAAGAUAGCAGAGCUAGAGAGGAGAAACAAGAACCUAGGAAAGAUGCUGGAAAGUGCUGUGGCCGAGCUUUGGGAGCAUCAUCGAGAGCAAACGGAAAAGCAAAAAUCCAGUGAUGGCGAAGACAGCAAAAAAGGCGCCAUGGAGGAACUCGGCCUUGCUAUUGCAAAGGUGCAGUUCGUACAAGUCUAUCUAGAAGACUCAUCGAUUCCGCUUCCAGUGGACGAAUCAACCGACCAAGCCGCAACAGCGAAUGCAGCCGCAAGUCUGGCGCCGCCGUCACCUGUACCGCACGAGCUUACAGUAGCCGCACCACCGACGGCUAGUCCUACCGUGCCGCAACCAGCAUCGACAAAAGCAGAGACAACACAACAGUCUUCCUCACUCAGCCCGCAAGCUUCGUCGCCAGUUCAAAAGACUUUGUCAGCAAUACCUCCAGCCACUUCCCGCUUGGCCCCACGUUCACGCCCACAACUGACGUCCUCCAACUUCUCUUGGAUGCUAGGUGAGGAGUCUGCACCGUCAAACUUUGCCUCCGGGGCUGCACACUCGACUUUUGCUUCAGAUGAAAAGCGGCGCAUGAAAGGAAAGGGUUUCUUGUUCGGCGAUGAAGAGGAAGACAACAGCAGUAUCAAGGAGAGUAAGGGUAAGAGAGGGAGUGUCAGCGGGAAGAGCUCCGCCAAGGGUUCGAAAACCAAAGGCAAGCAUGCGCCAGAAGUCGAGGUAGAGGAAGAGGUGAUCGACCUGGAAGACGUGGGGAGGAGAGGCGUCAUCUAG